Orycteropus afer afer is the source of this 1551-nucleotide messenger RNA. Lineage: Eukaryota; Metazoa; Chordata; Mammalia; Tubulidentata; Orycteropodidae. The record is from RefSeq and is a predicted model, not a curated record.
AUGGGGACCAUGUCCAGAGCAGCCUUGGCCUUGGCCUGUUUGGCUGUUGCUUCUAUAGCUUCAGAGGGAGGCCUCAAGGCUCCAGGACAGAAAGAACAGAGGCCAGAUCACCUUACCCAGAACCCUCAAGAAGUUGGCUAUGCAGCAUCCCCAUCCCCACCCCUGACCCGAACCCUCCCCAAGGAUCACCCUGACACAUCUCAGCAUGACCCUCACUUUGAGGGGCAGAGAGAAGGUCGCCCUGUCCCCCAAGAAGCCAUCCCCAUUCAAGAAGAGCUACCCCCUCCCCAAGUCCCUCUUGAAAAAACAGAUGAAAAGCCCGCUCCCUUCACGGGCCAGGGUCACUCAGAUCCCAAAUCUGGGAAUACAGCCCAACACUGCCAACGAGGUCAACCCCGAGAGGGCUGGGGCCACCGGUUGGACGGCUUCCCCCCUGGGCGACCUUCUCCAGACAACCUGAAACAGAUAUGCCUCCCGUACCGUCGCCAUGUGGUAUAUGGCCCCUGGAACCUGCCCCAGACUGGCCACUCCCACCUCAGUCGCCAGGGUGAGACCCUCAAUUUGCUGGAGACUGGAUAUUCCCGCUGCUGCCGCUGUCGCAGCCCCACCAACCGCCUUGAUUGUGCGAAACUUGUGUGGGAGGAUGCAAUGACCCAGUUCUGUGAGGCUGAGUUCUCAGUUAAGACCCGAGCCCACUGGUGCUGCAAACAGGAGGGGGAGGCUCGAUUCUCCUGCUUCCAGGAGGAAGCUCCUCGACCACACUAUCAGCUCCGGGCCUGUCCUAGCCAACAGCCUGGUAUUUCCUUGGGCCCCGAGCUGCCUUUUCCCCCGGGGAUUCCCACCCUGGACAAUGUCAAGAACAUCUGCCAACUGAGACGUUUCCGGGCUGUGCCACACAACCUCCCAGCUACUGACCACAUCCAAAGGCAGCUUCAGGUUCUGACCCAGCUGGAGCGGGAGUUCCAGCGCUGCUGCCGCCAGGGGGACAACCACAUCUGUGUACUGAAGGCCUGGGAGGAGACCCUUGAUGGAUACUGUGACAAAGAGCAGGCUAUAAAGACCCACCACUACUCGUGUUGCCGCUACCCCCCUAGCCCUGCCCGAGAUGAGUGCUUUGCCCGUCGGGCUCCCUACCCCAACUAUGACCGUGACAUCUUGACCCUUGACCUCAGCCGAGUCACCCCCAACCUCAUGGGCUAUCUCUGUGGAAACCACAGAGUUCUCACCAAACAUAAACAGAUUCCUGGGCUGAUCCGGAACAUGACUGCCCGAUGCUGUGACCUGCCAUUUCCAGAGCAGGCCUGCUGUGCCGAGGAGGAAAAAUCAACCUUCAUAAAUAACCUUUGUGGUCCUCAUCAAAACUCCUGGCGAGACCCUGCCUUUUGCUGUGACCUGAGUCCUGGGGAUAAACAGAUCAACUGCUUCAACAUCCAUUAUCUGAGAAAUGUGGCUGUAGUGGCUGGAGACACUGGGGAUACCAAGGACCAGGGGGAGCAAGACCCAGCUCAGGAAACAAGUAUCAGCCCCACCCUAGAGCCCAUUGAAGAAUGA